CGCGCUCCUAAUCGCCUUGGGGCCCCGAGGAAGACGGUAGCCGAUGUUGCGACCGUAGCUUUCGUCCUCCGCCCUGCCAUUUCACCUCUGUCCAUGGAGAGCCCAUCAUGGCUCCUCCGCUUGGGUUUGACACGGAGCAGAUUAGAGACAAGUCCAGGAAGGACCUGCUCUACCUUCUCUCGGUAGUCCAGGGCAAGAAGAACCUCGUCAUCGAGCAGAGCCUCGCUGGCCCCAUCGGAACGGUCGUCAAGGUACAAACCUUGCAGGACUACGGUGUCGAUAAGUUCUUCUUUUUAGAAAGCAACAACGUCUCGACUUCCCAGAGGAACGUUGUCUUCAUCGCCCGCAAUGCCCAUGCUCAGGAAAUCGCAAACCAGAUAAGACGAUUGCAGCGUGAGAGCCAGACACCUCAUGAGUUCCACAUCUUCUGGGUGCCGCGACGUACCAUAGUCUCCGACAAGAUCCUUGAAGAGUCAGGUGUGCUCGGCGACGUCAACAUCUCGGAGCUUCCCCUGUACUUCUUCCCGCUAGAGCGAGACGUCCUCUCUCUUGAACUCGAAGAUGGGUUCAAGGAUCUAUACCUGUCGAAGGACCCUACCCCAACCUUCCUGCUCGCCCAAGCCCUGAUGGGCAUCCAACUUAAACACGGCUUGUUCCCCCGCAUCACGGGCAAGGGCGACGGUGCCAAGAGGGUGGCCGAGCUGCUCUCUCGUAUGAGACAGGAGCUUCUGGCCGGUGAGGUGGCUAGUGAACCCGACAAGAGCGGACUCAGCCCGAGCACGACAACCGAAGGCGUCAUCAUCAUCGACCGCGAGGUCGACAUGGUCACACCCCUUCUAACCCAACUGACAUACGAGGGCUUAAUUGAUGAGGUCUUUGGCAUUCAGAACAACCAGACUGAAGUCGACUCGACCAUCGUUGGCGGUGCGCAACAAGCCGCUCAGAGCGCAUCAGCAGCACCGGCAUCCAGUAACCAGUCGAGAAGACGCAAAGUCCAGUUAGACUCGUCAGACACCAUGUACGAUCAGCUCCGAGACACGAAUUUUGCCAUCGUCGGCAAUCUUCUCAACAAGGUCGCCCUACGCAUUCAAAAGGAUCUAGACAGCCGGCAUACGACCAAAACAACAGCAGAAUUGACAGACUUUGUGCGGAAACUGCCAGGCUAUCAAGCAGAGCAGGCUAACCUCAAGAUACACACGAACCUCGUGGAAGAGAUCAUCAAAUACACACGCACCGACCAAUUCAGCAAGCUUCUCGAAGUUCAACAAAACCUUGCGGCAGGCGCAGAUCCGUCGUCUCAGUUCGACUCGAUCGAGGAAUUGGUUGCUCGUGACGCCCCGCUACCCGAGGUGCUUCGGCUUUUGUGCAUCUACUCCUGCAUCUCUGGCGGCAUCAAAACCAAAGAACACGAUCAAUUACGCAAACUGGUCUUGCAAGGUUACGGAUACCAGCACCUUCUGACCCUGCACAACCUGGAGAGACUACAGCUCUUCCUCCCCAGAUCCUCGCCCAUGGCGUCGAUGAUUCCAAUGGGUGGUUCCACGGGCACAGCUGGUGAAAAGACCAACUAUUCGACCUUGCGGAAAUCCCUGCGGCUCAUCGUAGAUGAGGUCAACGAGCACAACCCGAACGACAUAGCAUACGUGUACAGCGGGUAUGCCCCGUUGUCAAUACGGCUGGUUCAAUGCAUAAUCCAGAAGCAGUAUUUGCUCUCCAUGACCAAAGGCAACGGCGUAUCAGGUGCUGCAGUUGCGAGCUCCGGCAGUCAUGGCUGGAGGGGUUUUGAAGAGGCGGCCAAGCACGCGCGGGGCCAGACGUUUGAUGAGCUUCAAAAAGGAGAGGACAAGGCAGUCAAGGCCCGGGCGCUACUUUCUGGAAACGGGCAGAAGAAAACAGUGUUUGUUGUGUUCGUGGGUGGAAUCACCUUCACAGAGAUUGCAGCGCUGCGCUUCAUUGCAAAGCAGGAAGAAGCCCGAAGAAACAUUGUCAUUUGUACGACCUCGAUUAUAAGCGGGAACAAGAUGAUGGCCACGGCGAUUGAGAAGAAUUCAUUCGGACAGCCCGCUCGUCCUGCGGCAGGGGCAACGCAAUGAAGAGGGCACGAAGGUGCAGGGCAGCACUGCCUGCGCCUCGUACCGAGGCAAUUUGGCCGCCGGGCUGUUACUUGUCUGGCAGGCAUUGCCAAACCAACUGAGUCGUAGAGGACUAGAAAGAGGAGCAAUACAGAAACCCCAAGUCUCCGAGAGGCGGGUACAUCCAGAUUUACACAUCACGUGAUUCGCC
This is a messenger RNA of Diaporthe batatas, 2283 nucleotides long. RefSeq lists its product as uncharacterized. Gene Ontology annotation, biological process: vesicle-mediated transport; intracellular protein transport. The transcript has 4 exons. The record is from RefSeq and is a predicted model, not a curated record. NCBI's taxonomy places the organism in Eukaryota, Fungi, Ascomycota, Sordariomycetes, Diaporthales, Diaporthaceae. The coding region runs from base 108 to 2093 and encodes 661 amino acids. Gene Ontology annotation, cellular component: fungal-type vacuole; CORVET complex.